GCUGGGAUGGUGUGAACGUCCUCUCUCUCACAUCUUCUAUCUCGUGUAUCAUGUCUCACAGAAAGUACGAGGCUCCCCGUCACGGUCACUUGGGUUUCUCUCCCCGUAAGAGAACCAGAUCUCACCGCGGUCGCUGCAAGGCCUUCCCCAAGGAUGAUCCCAAGAAGGCUGUCCACUUGACCGCUUUCAUGGGUUACAAGGCCGGUAUGACCCAUAUUGUCCGUGAUCUUGAACGUCCUGGUUCCAAGAUGCACAAGAAGGAGAUCGUCGAAGCUGUUACCGUCAUCGAAGUUCCCCCCAUGGUCGUCAUUGGUGUUGUUGGUUACGUCGAAACCCCCCGUGGUCUCCGUACCUUGACCACCGUCUGGGCCGAACAUUUGUCCGAGGAAGCUAAGCGUCGCUUCUACAAGAACUGGUACCGUUCCAAGAAGAAGGCUUUCACCAAGUACGCUCAGAAGUAUGCUGAGGGUGCCAAGGACGUCACCCGUGAACUCGAACGUAUCAAGAAGUACUGUUCCGUCGUUCGCGUCAUUGCUCACACUCAAAUUGGCAAGGCCAGACUUGGUCAGCGCAAGGCUCACCUUAUGGAAGUCCAGCUUAACGGUGGUAACAUUGCUCAAAAGGUCGACUGGGCCCGCGAACACUUUGAAAAGGAAGUCACUGUUGGCUCCGUCUUUGAACAGGAUGAAAUGAUCGACAUCAUUGGUACUACCAAGGGUCACGGUUUCGAAGGUGUCACCCACCGUUGGGGUACCAAGAAGCUUCCCCGCAAGACCCAUCGUGGUCUCCGCAAAGUCGCCUGUAUUGGUGCUUGGCAUCCUUCCCGAGUCAUGUACUCGGUUCCCCGUGCUGGUCAGCGUGGUUACCAUCGCCGUACUGAAAUCAACAAGAAGAUUUACCGCAUUGCUAACGGUGCUGACAAGAAGUCUGGUGCUACCGAAUACGAUAUCACCGACAAGAACAUCACUCCCAUGGGUGGUUUCCCCCACUACGGUAUUGUGAACGAAGACUUUGUCAUGAUCAAGGGCUGCUGUGCUGGUGCCAAGAAGAGAGUCUUGACUCUUCGCAAGUCUUUGAUGGUCCACACCAAGCGUUCCGCUUUGGAAAAGGUCAGCCUCAAGUUCAUCGAUACUUCUUCCAAGUUCGGUCACGGUCGCUUCCAGACUGCUGCCGAAAAGCACCAGUUCAUGGGUACCCUCAAGAAGGAUCUUUAAAUG
Radiomyces spectabilis is the source of this 1217-nucleotide messenger RNA. RefSeq names its product 60S ribosomal protein L3. Bases 51 to 1214 code for a protein of 387 amino acids. Gene Ontology annotation, molecular function: structural constituent of ribosome; RNA binding. Gene Ontology annotation, cellular component: ribosome; cytosolic large ribosomal subunit. Gene Ontology annotation, biological process: translation; ribosomal large subunit assembly. Lineage: Eukaryota; Fungi; Mucoromycota; Mucoromycetes; Mucorales; Radiomycetaceae. The record is from RefSeq and is a predicted model, not a curated record. The transcript has 2 exons.